CCAAAUGUUUGCUUUUAAGGUGAUUUAUGUGUGCUAUGUGUUAUUGAAAUGAUAAUGAAAAGGAAAAAGGUACAUUAACUGUCAGCAAUUUAAAAUUUUCGUAAUCAGACGCGACUGUUUACGUUGUGUGCCGAAAGUGUAGAUAUGUCAUAAAAUUCUAUCCUUUAACACAAAUGGCGUUAUAUAAAUUAUUUAGCCAAAAUGUGGAGAUCCAGUACAAAAGCUAUUUAUUAUCGAAAGCGACAUUAUUUACAGUUUUAAUUGCCGUGAUAAAUAUUAUGCUACCAUUCGUGAUCGCAUUUAAAAGUAAAGGAUUUUGGUUACAAUCGCAUUAUUUUUAUGAACAACCUUUAAUACGAUCUACGUAUGACUAUUUGCUCGUAGCCGAAACUGAUGAUCCUAGUGUUAAUAUUGUGUGUGGUGAAAUAAAUACAUUACAUAACGAAAUAAAUAAAUAUGAAGAAAACUGUGUGGAAACCCAAAUACAAGAAAAAGAUUUUGACCGAAAUGGAAAGAAUGAUAUUCUUGAGUUUAAGAUUCAUCUCAUAAUUCCAAAUGAACGAACUAUUACUUCAAUAAUGUUGAUAUUAGGCCUCGAUUUUCAACUAAUGAAGACAUGUCCUUUACAAAUGCAAGGUUUGGCUAUUAUAAAUAAAGAAUUUAGUAUUCCGCCACAUGGACUCAAGUUUUAUGGAGAUAUACAAAUGUAUCAAAGUAUUCAUCUUCCUUGUUUGCAAAACACGGUCGAUACCAAAUAUAAUCAUUCCAGUUUUGCUCUGAGUACCGAAAAUAAAAACGCAAUUGAUUUUAUUUUGGAUGAAUAUUUUAGUAGAGAAGAUUUCACAAUAGUUACACCAAUUUUUUCAAGAAAUCAAAUUGGUCACACUGGUACAAUGGAUUUGAAUAUUGUUUUAAAGAUAACUGAAAUACCAGUAAGAUACUUGCCAAGCCUUUUGCAAGAAUUGAAAUGGGCAUGGCCUCAAUACCUCUCACUUCUUUUUAUUUUUUACUAUUUAUUAGAAAAGAUAAAACGAUUUGUCUUUAGCAAGCGUUUGUUUAUGGCAUGGAAAAUAAUACCGGGGCAGAAAAGGGAGUAAAGAGUGUGUACACCUAAGAACAAAAAAAAAAAAUUGUUUUUAAGCUUGGCAUCUACUUGACAAGGUUGAGAUUGUUAUAUUGAUAAAGAUAAUUGUGUUGUGAAGUGUGAACAUCCUAAAAUUGCUCUAAUAAGCAAAAUUUUUCGGAAUUCAAAUUGUCAGACAGAAGAUAGAUCAUCGAAAUAAUUUUCAUUUUCAGCAAUAAGAGCCUAGAGACAGUAUAUGUUUCAAUUCGAUUACUUUACGCAAUUUGUGAUAUAAAUUUAAAAACCCAAAAUAAAAUUCAAGUGUAAUAAUAAAACUUUAAUAAACGGUCA
Messenger RNA from Melitaea cinxia (Glanville fritillary), 1414 nucleotides. Its product is annotated as transmembrane protein 231-like. Lineage: Eukaryota; Metazoa; Arthropoda; Insecta; Lepidoptera; Nymphalidae. Gene Ontology annotation, biological process: cilium assembly; regulation of protein localization. Bases 174 to 1097 code for a protein of 307 amino acids. The record is from RefSeq and is a predicted model, not a curated record. Gene Ontology annotation, cellular component: ciliary membrane; ciliary transition zone. The transcript is spliced from 5 exons.